Fusarium sp. VM40 is the source of this 726-nucleotide messenger RNA. NCBI's taxonomy places the organism in Eukaryota, Fungi, Ascomycota, Sordariomycetes, Hypocreales, Nectriaceae. The record is from the annotation of a GenBank genome assembly.
AUGAACACCCUCAGGCCGCUGCGCGGUGGCUGCCAAUGCGGCCGAAACCGCUAUAUUAUUGCCGUUCCUCAAAACGGUAUCAGCGAGGCACAGGUCCUUUUCAACACCGAACCAGCUCAUCAGAUUCCUCUUGCAACUCCACUGGCUGCAUACAUCCGAGUUCCUCUGUCAUGGUACCACAGCACCACACACUCCUUCUUUCCAGACGAGACACAUGCCUUAAUCAGACGUGUGUAUACACACCCUAGCCAGCAAUACUCGAAACGUCACUUUUGCGGCUACUGUGGUACGCCCUUGUCAUACUGGUCUGAAAACCCACACACCGAAGCCGAUUUCAUCAACCUUACACUCGGAAGCUUGCUGAGGGAGGACCUGCGGGAUCUGGAAGACAUGGGUCUUAUCCCUGAGGAGGAGGAAAACACCACCCCGGCAGAACAGCCACCAACAGUGGUGGGUAGGAGCACGGCACUACGCCAAUCGUAUGGAGUUCCAUGGUUCGACGGUAUGGUUGAAGGAACACGUUUGGGCAAUAUGCGCCGAAGCCAGGGCGUUAAGCAGUCGCAUGAUGGCCUAGUCAAGGUUGAGUGGGAAAUUGUUGAAUACUCGGGCAACGGCAACGAGUCGCAGGGUCCUACAGGAGAAGACGUCGAUAUGGAAUUAUCUCACCUCGGAAAGCGAAAGCUACAUGACAGGGACGACUCGGAAGCGGUUACUGGCGGCAACUGA